CGGUAUGUUUCUGGAAAGGAAAUGCAGACUGUUUCUGAGAUUGCUUUCGAUUUCAUUGCUUUUUACAACCAGGAAGCCUGCACAGCCAUGGCGGGCAAGAGGACACAUGAAAGAGAUCCAAUCUACAAGAUCAAGGGUUUGGCCAAGAAUGUGUUGGAUGGGGUUUUUGAUGACUUGGUGGAGAAGAAUGUGUUAAAUGGAGAUGAGUUACUCAGAAUAGGGGAAGGUGUGCGCUUCCUUCUGAACAACGCUGAGAACCUGGCUGAGAACAUCUUUGAGAAAACAGAAAUGGCAGGCAAAAUAUUUGCAGGCCACAUUGUCAACUCCAGGCAGCAGCUGAGACUAAAAUUUCAUUCUGAUGAUGAGGAUGAUGAAUCUCAGAAAAUAUCUAUAGCAUCUUCUCCAGCAGACUCCGAAAAUGGAAUUAAAGACAGAAAAGAUGAUGAACAAACUUUAUCAGAGCAGAUAUCCACUUUCUCUCUGACAGAAUUCACAAAAGAAAAAGAAGAUGAAGAAAUGAAGGACGAUGUUGGAGUGGCCCCUGCAUCACAUCCACUACUAACAGCUCCUCAGGAAAUCCAGAGCACAGAAGCCCAUGAUACACUGCAACUUUGUCCUCGAGAUCAAUUCUAUAAGAUGAAGACAGAAAUGGCAAAAGAGAUAUAUCCAGUGAUGGAGAAGGAAGGCCGAACACGCUUGGCUCUCAUCAUCUGCAACAAAAAGUUUGACUACCUCCUUGAUCGAGAUGAUGCUGAGGUUGAUAUUUUGAACAUGCAAGAGCUACUUCAAAACCUUGGAUACUCAGUGGUGCUAAAGGAGAACCUUACAGCUCAGGAGAUGGAGACAGAACUACGGAGGUUUGCCGGCCGGCCGGAGCACCAGUCCUCUGACAGCACCUUCCUGGUGUUCAUGUCCCAUGGCAUCCUGGAAGGAAUCUGCGGGGUGAAGCACAGAAACAGAGAGCCGGACGUUCUUCAUGAUGACACCAUCUUCACAAUUUUCAACAACUCUAACUGCAGGAGUCUGAGAAACAAACCCAAGAUCCUCAUCAUGCAGGCCUGCAGGGGCAGACAUAAUGGAAUUGUUUGGGUAUCCACAAGGAAAGGGAUAGCCACUGCUGAUACAGAUGAGGAGCGUGUGCUGAGCUGUAAAUGGAAUAGGUGCAUAACAAAGGCCCACGUGGAGAAAGACUUCAUUGCUUUCAAAUCUUCUACCCCACAUAAUAUUUCUUGGAAGGUGGGCAAGAAUGGCUCUCUCUUCAUCUCCAAACUCAUCGACUGCUUCAAGAAGUAUUGUUGGCGUUAUCAUUUGGAGGAAAUUUUUCGAAAAGUUCAACAUUCAUUUGAGGUCCCAGGUGAACUCACUCAGAUGCCCACCAUUGAGAGAGUAUCCAUGACACGGUAUUUCUACCUCUUCCCUGGGAAUUAACACAGGUAACACACAUGCAGUUUCCAACCAAGUAUUGCUGUGGGUAAGAAGAAAAGAAAAUACAAAGACUCCUGAAUUGUUAAAUGCAUAAAACCUUUCAAUUAGAUGUUAUAUAGACUAUCAUAAAUCUAGGUAAUUUUCCACAGGUUUUUCUUGAGGGGGGACUGAUAUGUAAACAUUUGCAUGAAAACUAUAGAUUAGUUUCCUCUUUUCAAAUCUUUACACAUUUUAUUAAAUCUCAUAUUCACAAUCUCUAUAAAAUGAGUGAAAGAGGAACAAAUCAAAGAGCACCUGGACAUGACCUUUUGGUAGGGUAGGAACCACUUACACUUAUAAACUAAUAAUUGGAAUUUACUCACAAAGCAGAUCUUAUCCACAAUGGAGUUGAGAAUCAAAGUGUCUCCUGUACAUAGGCAAGCUAAGAGUCAUAGUCCUAUAGGAACAAGAUAAGGGAGAAUGACGUCCACUGCUUACCUCUGUCAUACAUGGUUUCCAUGUCUAGUGGCUGUCUAGCAUUCCUUAUAAUUGGUUUGUUAGGAUAUACUUUACAAAUUUAGGUUAUUUAUACAUUUGUUAUAUUAAGUAUUUUUGUAAUAAAAAUAUCCUCAGACA
Messenger RNA from Peromyscus leucopus (white-footed mouse), 2040 nucleotides. RefSeq names its product caspase-12-like. The record is from RefSeq and is a predicted model, not a curated record. Lineage: Eukaryota; Metazoa; Chordata; Mammalia; Rodentia; Cricetidae. Gene Ontology annotation, molecular function: cysteine-type endopeptidase activity. Gene Ontology annotation, biological process: regulation of apoptotic process; proteolysis. The transcript has 12 exons. The coding region runs from base 22 to 1428 and encodes 468 amino acids.